This is a messenger RNA of Linum trigynum, 2152 nucleotides long. The record is from the annotation of a GenBank genome assembly. NCBI's taxonomy places the organism in Eukaryota, Viridiplantae, Streptophyta, Magnoliopsida, Malpighiales, Linaceae.
CACACACCACAAUGAGCAGAAACACAAUAGAGAGAGUGUUUAGAGAGCUCUGGUUUUCGCACAAAACCGCAGAGCAUUCGAGGAGCUAUUUUAUCCCAAGACGACCGGUUGAUAGUCUGUUGUGUGCAUCGAAGGCAGUGUCGCGAACGUCUUAAAGAAAGCGACCUAGUCCGCGACUCAGCUCCAGAUUCGGUAACCUCGUUCUUGUUGUUUUCUGUUUCUAACACAACCCGCUGGGCAUCCACGGGUUCAUGGGUACCCAUGGGUUUUUUUUUCGUAAAAAUUUUACAAUAACAAGUUUAUUUCAAAAUAAAAGUCAAAUAUCAAUAUCUCAAUACAAAUUAUCCAUAUAUAAAACACCAUUCUAGAAAAUUCAAGCAAACCACAAAUUAACCAUACAAAUUGUUCAACACCAAUCUAGAACACUCAAGAAAAUUGAAGCAAAUUACAAAUUAUCCAUAAACAACAUGAUUAAUUGAAAGCUUCUUCCUCCUUGUCAAUUAAGUUUAUUCACUCUCCACUCCAUAAUAUCAACUUCAUUAUGCACAAUUAGAAAGAAAAAAUUAGACAUGUCUCCGCAAACAUAAAGAAGAUUAGUUGCUUAGAAUAUUAAAUAUACCGAGAAAAUUAAUUAUAUGGGUGUGAGUGUAUCCAUGGGGUGGGUAUAGCUAAAUCCAAACUCAACCCAAUCUGGUGAAUAGUGAACGAGUUUAAACCCGAACCCAAUCCAAAACCCGUCAACACGGGGUUUUUUUGCCAUCCCUAAUCGGAAAUACAAGGGAAUGAACUCUUGUAUAUUAGUGUCCAUCUAGCCCAAUUAGUAAGAUGCCUUUUGGGAAGGACAUCCAAAAGUAAAUCCGUGCGGGUUUGGCUCAAAGCAGACAAUAUCGUACUGAUUGAGUUGUCUGGUUACGACACAUUAGGCUAACAAUAUCUAAAUAAACGACUCGGUGUGUGCAUUUUACCAUCUACUUUCCAAUCGAUAAAUCUCAAGGUUAAUAAAUGCUACAUGCAAAUGUAUUCUUCUUCUACCUCGAGAUAGAAACAUGGUUUUACCUAGGGCUGGUAGUGGAUGCCGAAUACCGAUACCGAAUUUCAGUCGGUAUACCGGUAUACCGGGUAAUCGGUAUCCGGUAUGAACCCGGUAUCCCGAAAACCGUCAGGCAAAAUGGGGAAGAAGAACUGUCGCCGCCAGAAUCGUCAUCUCCGUCGGAAUCUCUGCACUCAAACUCAGCGAACACUCGCCUCCUCCCCUGUUCUUCUUCUUCUUCCCUUCUUUUGUCUUCUAAAUUCUUCCUUUCUUCUUCUACCUCUCCGUCGGUGACUGCUGUUGCGGGUGAAGAGAAGAGGAUGACGGAGAUGCGGCGUCGCUCUCCUCGUCGACGACUACUGUUGGCUGAGGUGGGAGGGAGAUCGAGUUUGGGCUUCGGGGAAGAGAAGAGGAAGAGGAAGCCGGGGCUAGCUGUUGGGGGCGACGGAUUGAAUCGGGGAGGUCGAGGGUCGGGGGUCGCCGGGUCGGGGAUGGUUGAGGGUGGGAACUGGGAAAAUUUAGUUUAGGGUUUAUUUAAUCAAAAUCCAAUCCCUCCUGCGGCCCUGCUUGUACGCUGCGCUGCACUUUUUUUUUAAGUUUCGGUAUUCCGGUAUACCAAAAUAUUGUCGGUAUUUACCGCCAAGUAUUCGGUACUAUCGAAUGGAUUAUUUUCUCCCCGAAUACCGAUACCGCCGGUAUUCGAUAUACCGGAUACCGUCGGUAACCAGUUCAGUAGCAGGUAAUACCGAAUACCAGCCCUAGUUUUACCAUGCUGGCAUGUUGAAAUAGCUCUUUCACUACAUCUUGGUACGGUUCGAUUUUCACGGUUAACUAAUGUGGAUAAAAAAUGUAGUAACCCUCUUUUUCUUCGUUCUUCAUUCAAUGCUUUCUAUCUAUACAUAAUGUUGUAUUUUUCUUCUUUUCAGACCUUCAGGUAGGGGUGUUCAAAUGGUUACCAUGGUUAUAACCAAACCAAAUAAGGCUAAAUUCCAUUAACCAUGGAAUACAAUAUCAUAACCAAACCGUCCAAACUAAUACAACAAUCAAAUUAACCAAACUAAAGUUUAAUCGGUUUGGUUAAUUGGUUAACCAGAUUAACCAAUAUAAAAUCACAUUAUCAUU